GAAAAAAAAUGUCUACACGUCAUCUGCGGUGAGCUGUCAAAAUUACUGAAAUUACCGAAAAGCGAUUUGUUUUGCAGGAUAAUUGGAUUUUUCUUCUUAAUUUCAAAAUGGUGCUCAUAGCAGCAACAGUAUGUACGAAAUCAGGAAAAGCAUUGGUGUCUCGGCAGUUCGUAGAGAUGACGAAAGCCCGUAUCGAGGGCCUAUUAGCUGCCUUCCCCAAACUAAUGACUGGCGGCCGACAACAUACCUUCGUUGAGACUGAGUCUGUCAGGUAUGUGUACCAGCCGCUGGACAAGCUGUACAUGUUGCUGAUCACCACCAAGGCCAGCAACAUCCUGGAGGACCUGGAGACUUUGCGCCUCUUCAGCAGAGUGGUCCCAGAAUAUUGCACCCAGCUCACAGAGGCUGAGAUCUUGAACCAAGCCUUCAAUCUGCUGUUUGCUUUUGACGAAAUUGUAGCCCUGGGCUACAGGGAGAGUGUCAACCUGGCACAGGUUCGCUCAUUUGUUGAGAUGGACUCUCAUGAAGAAAAGAUCUAUCAAGCAGUGAGGCAGACGCAAGAGCGUGAGGCGGCCAACCGCAUGCGAGAGAGAGCUAAGGAACUGCAAAGAGAGAGGCUGGAGGCCGCCAAGCGAGGCGCGCCGCCGCGCUCGCAGAUGUCUUUCGGCAGCUCUGGUUUCGGCAGUUCCAACGUGACGUCGAGCCCGAGCACCGAACCAAUAGCUGAGAAGAUACCCACUACUCCUGCUAGAGACACGCGUCCAGUAGGCCGUUCCGCCAUGAAGCUCGGCUCGCGCGGCUCGGACGCCGAGUCGUUUGUGUCCCGCCUGCGCUCCGAGGGCGACACCGUGGCCCCCGCCUCCGCUACAGCCGCCGCCUCUACCACGCACCGUCCCGAAGUCGCGCCGCUGCCGGACCACAAGAGUGUACACCUGCGGUUCGAGGAACGUUUGAACUUGGUUGCCGGGCGCGAUGGAGACAUCCAGAACUUCGAGCUGUCAGGCUUGCUGACACUGCGCAUAACUGACGAGCAAUACGGCAGGAUUCGUGUACACGUGGACAACAGGGACUCCCGAUCACUGCAGUUACAGACUCACCCCAACGUGGACAAGGAGGCGUUCCGGUCGCAGGGCAUCAUCGGACUCAAGCAGAGUCAGCGCCCGUUCCCGCUGCACAGUGACGUCGGCGUGCUCAAGUGGCGCCUCGCUGGUUCCGGCGACGACAAGCUGGCGCCGCUGGCGGUGAACUGCUGGCCGUCGGAGGGCGCGGGCGGCGGCUGUGACGUCAACAUCGAGUACGAGCUGGAGCACGACCACCUGUCGCUCAACGACGUCAACAUACACAUCCCGCUGCCAUCUGGUAACAUCUCUCUGGUGGUGCACCAGUGGGAAGGCAGCUAUGCACAGAAGGGCCGCACGCUCAUCUGGUCCGUGCCCAUCAUCAAUAAGCAGCAGAAAACAGGCAGUUUGGAGUUCACCGUCACCCCAGCCAUUCCCAACGACUUCUUCCCGCUGUCCGUGACGUGGACGUCAGACACCACGAUGUGCCUGCUAUCCGCCACCGGAGUCUCGCAGGCGGAGGGCGGAGCGCCCGUGGACUUCUCCCACGAGGUGGCGCUCCAUCCGGACAAGUACGAGAUCGUCUGAAGUGAAAUA
This is a messenger RNA of Ostrinia furnacalis (Asian corn borer), 1655 nucleotides long. It is a transcript of the gene deltaCOP, whose product is annotated as coatomer subunit delta. Gene Ontology annotation, cellular component: COPI vesicle coat. The coding region runs from base 108 to 1646 and encodes 512 amino acids. Gene Ontology annotation, biological process: retrograde vesicle-mediated transport, Golgi to endoplasmic reticulum; Golgi localization; endoplasmic reticulum to Golgi vesicle-mediated transport. NCBI's taxonomy places the organism in Eukaryota, Metazoa, Arthropoda, Insecta, Lepidoptera, Crambidae. The record is from RefSeq and is a predicted model, not a curated record. The transcript is spliced from 15 exons.